Messenger RNA from Cajanus cajan (pigeon pea), 1224 nucleotides. RefSeq lists its product as uncharacterized. Gene Ontology annotation, molecular function: catalytic activity. NCBI's taxonomy places the organism in Eukaryota, Viridiplantae, Streptophyta, Magnoliopsida, Fabales, Fabaceae. The record is from RefSeq and is a predicted model, not a curated record.
UUUUAGCUCUCUCGUCAUUCCCACUUCUUUGCUCUCUUCUAUUCACAUUCUUCCCACAUUCUCCUCUUUCUUCUCCAUCAUGCUUUCGUUAAGGUUAUUUCGCCUUUGCUCUCUUCAUGCCACGUCUAACCAAGCUCCCAUUCUUCAACAAUGCUAUAAGGGGUAUAAAGUAACUGGCCUUCGAUCAUCAUUUACGGGUUCGUGGAAAAUGGGUUCAGACCAAAGUCCUGUUUCGUGCCAAAACGUCGUCGUGAUGAGGCACGGCGAGCGCUUGGACAACUUGGAGCCGUCGUGGGUGGGCAGGGCGGCGCGGCCGUGGGAUCCGCCGCUGGCCGAGGUGGGCCGGAAACGGGCUUUUGAAACGGGCUGGAAGGUCCGAAAGGGUGUCGGGUCUCCGAUCCGGCGGGUCUUCGUUUCGCCGUUCCUCCGCUGCGUCCAGACCGCCGUCGAGCUCGUGGCUUCGCUGUCCGCCCUUGGCCCUUACAAAGUCAAGGUCUCUGUUGAGUACGGAUUAUGUGAAAUGAUGAACAAUAGGGCUAUACGUCCCAAUGUUGCCCCAAAAGAUGGAAAGAUGGGUUUUGAUAUAGCAGAGUGUGAAGCCAUGCUCCCACCUGAGACAGUGGAUACAAAUGUAGAAAGGGUGUAUAAAGAGUUGCCCCAGUGGGGAGAGUCUGUUUUACAAGCAGGGGUGAGAUAUCAACAGUUAAUUAAGGACCUUGCAGAUAAAUAUCCUACUGAGAACUUGCUACUUGUUACACAUGGGGAAGGAGUUAAGGUGGCUGUUUCUUCAUUCAGAAAGGAUGCUGUGGUAAAUGAAGUGGAUUACUGUGGAUAUGUAGAACUUAGACGUCCUAUUUUCAAGAAAGAUGAUACAUUUACAACUGGAGAAUUUGAUUUACUUACUCCUAGUGGUCAAACUGGUGUAAGCUAUUUCCUUCCACAUCCUUUGAGAAAUGACACCAACCAAACUUCGCCAUGAUCACAUACACGUGAUUCUCACUUUUGGGUGGUGUUUGUUUCAAAGUUUGUAAUUAUAUUUUGAGAAUUAACAUCAGUAGAAUGUUUUCUAUUAGGUAAGUUAGAUUCAUGUUUGGUUAGAGUUUAAGAUGAUAGGAAUUUUCAUAUGGUAGAAGAAGGAAUAAAAAAUGAAAGUGAAAAUAGAUCUUACUGUUUCGAAUACAAUGAUACGUCAUACCUUCAAUAGUUCCAAAGAAAUUUAACAUA